Staurois parvus is the source of this 423-nucleotide messenger RNA. The record is from the annotation of a GenBank genome assembly. Lineage: Eukaryota; Metazoa; Chordata; Amphibia; Anura; Ranidae.
AACAUAUGUGGCCCUGUGGAUGGUUGCGGUUCUGUUGGGGAUUCCCAAGCUGCUGGCUGUGAACUUGAAAGCGGUGUAGCAUCUAGACCUGUCCAGAUAAGCCAGUCACUGGAUCUUUCUUCAGAUUUCAUCUCCCUUAUCUACCAUGGAGCCAUUCAUGAAGAGACUGGUCAAGGGGAUACGUUUACAAUAAACUUUGUGUGCAAUGAUGAUUUCUAUCCUGGUGAACUCAUCUUUUCAAGAGAGGAAAUAAACUCUCAAACUCACCUCUACCAUACAUUUUUUGAUUUUAAAACGGCAAUGGCUUGCUCUCCUUCUCUAGUGGAUUGUCAAGUUACAGAUACCGCAGGAAAUGAAUAUGAUUUAAGUGACCUUAGUCAGGAUGAUGAACCUUGGAUAGCUAUAGAUACAUCUGAUAGUGCA